Bombyx mandarina (wild silkworm) is the source of this 517-nucleotide messenger RNA. RefSeq names its product ribosomal protein S15A (gene RpS15A). Gene Ontology annotation, biological process: translation. The record is from RefSeq and is a predicted model, not a curated record. Gene Ontology annotation, molecular function: structural constituent of ribosome. Gene Ontology annotation, cellular component: ribosome. NCBI's taxonomy places the organism in Eukaryota, Metazoa, Arthropoda, Insecta, Lepidoptera, Bombycidae.
UAAACUUUGUUAGUAUAUAUAUAUUCUGUAUAGUCUAUGCUUUUUCUUUUGGACCGUUCUGUCAAUUCGGUUCGCUACGAAGCGCGAGCUAAAUCUUAGCCAUGGUGCGUAUGAACGUAUUGAGUGACGCCUUAAAAUCUAUACAUAAUGCUGAAAAGCGAGGGAAAAGACAAGUCCUCAUCAGGCCCUGUUCCAAAGUCAUCGUUAAGUUUUUAACAGUGAUGAUGAAGCACGGUUACAUCGGAGAGUUUGAAAUCGUUGAUGAUCACAGAGCUGGCAAGAUUGUUGUAAAUCUCACAGGCAGACUAAACAAGUGUGGUGUCAUUUCACCUCGUUUUGAUGUUCCCAUCAACGAUAUUGAAAGAUGGACUAAUCUGCUCCCCUCACGACAGUUUGGUUACCUAGUCCUUACAACAAGUGGUGGCAUCAUGGACCAUGAAGAAGCCAGAAGAAAACACCUUGGAGGAAAAAUUUUAGGCUUCUUUUUCUAAGUUUACUUAAUACACGUCAAAAUGUA